UACUUGCGUGACAAAUUGCAGCGAAGCAGCGCCAAGAACAAUCCAAUGUUUUUUCCGCAGUGAAGCAAGCGACGUUCUGUGUUGUUCUUAUAAACAGUAUAUGGUUGUGCUGCUUUCUCCCUCACCACAUACUGUAUAACAAAAGACCACAGCAGGAAAUCUCCACUGAUUUAACCCGGUUAAGGCUUCACAAUGGACAACAUUGCAGUUUCAAGACAAAACCACACCUAUAAGAAAGGAAACAAGGAAAAUGCUCAGCCAGCAUAUGGAAGCAAGUCCUUUAUUAAAAGAGAUAAAACGUCUGCUGCUCCCUUCCAACUGAAAAGCAACAAAAAAGAGGAAACCUUUGCAAAAAGUGGUCCUGUUAAAGCCAAAGCCAAGCAGGCGGACACAAGGUCAACGUCUGGUGAAGCUUUAAAAAAAGUAAAGACUGUGCAGAGAGACGUGAAAGGACCUACUGACGUCGGACAAGCACAUAGCCAGGCCUUCCUCACUGAACAGGAUGUGAAAGACACAAUAAUUAUAGCAGAAGCUCCAAAGCCACCAGCUCCUGUGCCAUUAUCCAAACCAGCUCCCGGGAUGUACAAAGGCAAGAUUGUCCAGUCAAAAAUCGGAUCUAUUCGGAAGUCAAGUGUUCCCACUCAGGGAAGUAGGACCCAGAACUCUAAGCCAAAGAUCCCAGUGAAUGACAAGAAAGUCAACAAAAUUCCUGUCACAAGCACCCUCAGCCACUACAAAUUUACCGUGGAGACUGCUGAGGAAAGAAGAGCGAAACUGGCAGAGUGGCUAGCUUCCAAGGGCAAGACUUUAAAGAGACCAGCUAUGACAACAGCAACACCUUCAAAACCCAAAGUCUCUGCAAAACCUGAAGCUGAUCUCAAACCUCAGUCUCAUGCUGAUCCUCAGCCAGCUGCACAGUGCAACCCUGAACCCAGUGUGGAAGCACACGAGUCGGACUCUGCUGCUGCUCACUGUGCAGAUACCCAGGGAGCAGGGUUAAUGAUACACAGCCAAACUCCUAACCCUGACCCACAGGACAGAGCAGAUGAUAUUGUUGUGAACCUGUGUGAUGUUUUGGAGGCCAUGAAGCUGAAGAAUGAAAUGUCUGGGCAGCCAAAGGUUGAGCAAGUGAAGCAUAAAGGAGAAGAAAGUGGGGAGGAAGACGAGACGGAUGUCGAGGAAGUAGAAAGUGAUGAGGGUGUGAUGGAGACGACGCCACAGAUGGAGGAUGCUUCAGUAGUGAAGUACAGCGUAAAAACCACUCCAUACCUGCAAAGUGUCAAGAAGGCAAUCGCAGAUGAUGCCAGUAGAAGUACAUCCAGGAGAAAGAGCAACAUCAAAGAUGUUAAGUUUCUGACACCUGUGCGCCGUUCCUGCCGCAUAGAACGCAAAUCCACCCGUCUGCCGACGAUGCUGGUGGAUCAUGAUCCUUGUGUGUCGUCAUUAGCUGAGCUGGUGAAGCUGGAUGAUGAUGAUGCCAAUGCCUACAUCUACAGAAAAAACCCUGCACUUCUGGAAGAUUUGCCAGACCAGCCCAGAAUUGUUGUGAACCUGUGUGAUGUUUUGGAGGCCAUGAAGCUGAAGAAUGAAAUGUCUGGGCAGCCAAAGGUUGAGCAAGUGAAGCAUAAAGGAGAAGAAAGUGGGGAGGAAGACGAGACGGAUGUCGAGGAAGUAGAAAGUGAUGAGGGUGUGAUGGAGACGACGCCACAGAUGGAGGAUGCUUCAGUAGUGAAGUACAGCGUAAAAACCACUCCAUACCUGCAAAGUGUCAAGAAGGCAAUCGCAGAUGAUGCCAGUAGAAGUACAUCCAGGAGAAAGAGCAACAUCAAAGAUGUUAAGUUUCUGACACCUGUGCGCCGUUCCUGCCGCAUAGAACGCAAAUCCACCCGUCUGCCGACGAUGCUGGUGGAUCAUGAUCCUUGUGUGUCGUCAUUAGCUGAGCUGGUGAAGCUGGAUGAUGAUGAUGCCAAUGCCUACAUCUACAGAAAAAACCCUGCACUUCUGGAAGAUUUGCCAGACCAGCCCAGACUGUGAGGAGCUCGGUAUGCGUGUGUGGUUUAAAAAAAAAUCCUUCAGAAAUGUUUGGGACUGGAGCUAAUAGACCCUUUAUACUGUUACUUUUUAAAUAAAAAAAAAUAAAAUAAAAAGUUUUUAAUCUA
Messenger RNA from Micropterus dolomieu (smallmouth bass), 2159 nucleotides. RefSeq names its product cytoskeleton-associated protein 2-like. Gene Ontology annotation, biological process: negative regulation of microtubule depolymerization. Bases 193 to 2034 code for a protein of 613 amino acids. The record is from RefSeq and is a predicted model, not a curated record. The transcript is spliced from 8 exons. Lineage: Eukaryota; Metazoa; Chordata; Actinopteri; Centrarchiformes; Centrarchidae. Gene Ontology annotation, cellular component: microtubule cytoskeleton.